Rubroshorea leprosula is the source of this 2638-nucleotide messenger RNA. NCBI's taxonomy places the organism in Eukaryota, Viridiplantae, Streptophyta, Magnoliopsida, Malvales, Dipterocarpaceae. The record is from the annotation of a GenBank genome assembly.
UGUGUCAUACAAUUUGGAGGCAACAAUCAUAUAUACGAAAUUGAAAGUUAAAUAAUUGAUUGCACAUAGGAGAAUAUGAGGAUGACUUGGGGAGUACCAGAACAAGGAUGGAGGAAAGGGCCUUGGACUCCUGAGGAGGAUCAGCUGCUCACUGAGUAUGUCAACUUGUAUGGAGAAGGAAGAUGGAGCUCAGUAGCCAGGUGCGCAGGGUUGAAUAGGAGUGGCAAGAGCUGCAGGCUUAGGUGGGUGAACUAUCUGAGACCUGGUCUUAAGAGAGGCCAAAUAACACCUCAGGAGGAAGGCAUCAUCAUUGAACUCCAUGCCCUAUGGGGAAACAAGUGGUCUACAAUUGCUAGAUACUUACCAGGGAGAACAGACAAUGAGAUAAAGAACUACUGGAGAACGCAUUUCAAGAGUAAGGAGAAAUCCUCUCAAAAGCAAGAAAAGAAAAAGGUUCAGAUUCUAAAACUGAAACAACAACAACUGUCACAGCUACAGGCACAACCAAUUGAAGAUCAAAAAGGGGUGUUAUCUUAUGCAGAAGCUGCGGCCGCCAUCCCUGGAUAUGGCAGCAAGGGAAUUGAUCAGGCACCACAGGAAAUUAGGCAAGAGAUGGUGUUCAUGUACCCUACUCUGGAGGACCAGUGCCUGCCUGUGAUGAUGAUGCCUCAGGAUUCAGCUUCUUGGUCUGAUCAUCAGCCUGUGUUGGAUGAUGGUAUACCAUGGGGUGGCCUGUGGAAUCUGGAUGAUGAUUAUCACACUAGUAUGCCAAGGCACACCCACAACAACACAGGGUUUGGAGUGAGCGCUCGCUCUGGUUUCCUCACUGCCACCAUUGCUGCUCCUAAACUUGAUCCUUUCAUCUCUGCUUCACAGAGGAGGUACUCUGCUGCACCCUUUUCUCUUACUCUUUCUUAGUUAAAAUCUGAAGAAACUCAAGUUAAAAUUCUGUUAUGAUGAUGAGAUAGCAUGAUUUUUGUUAAUGGACUUACUAAUUUGUUGUCUUUUGGAUUCUUGGUAUUUCAUAUAAUCUGUUAUUGGAUUUCUGUUACAAACAUGCAAUCUAGAGAAAUCUGAAGUGGGUCUGUAAUGUCUGUUUGUAGUUUUUUAGUCUGGAGCAUUCUCAAUAAUUGUAGAUGUUGAUGAUGUUGUUGUUGUGCCACUCUUGAUGUUCAGUUAAAUUUAUCUAUUUCUUUGAUUGCUGAAUAACCGGUAUUGCUAAGUAGGAAUGUGAAUGUGGAAGGCUUAGUGGAUUUUUGAGCGUGUGCUGGGUUGUCACGAAUUGCUAUCAUCUGUGGGUUUUCCAUCAUUAUGUAGCAUUUUAUGUCUCCUGCUUUGCUAGGAUCAAGAUGAGUUUUGGAGUUCUCGGGCUCUCUUAAAACUCUAUUCUGUUUUGAUAUCCUUCUUGAAAGAUAUUUUUUUUCUGAAUAUGAGUAGGAAAACUCAAUGUCCCCAUACCUUACUGGAAAUUCGGGUAGAUAAACUGUGCAUAACUGCUGGUCAUACACUAUAUUUUUCCCUGGUAGUUAGUGAUGUCGUGCUAGAUGAUUGUGUUGUUUAGAUGGCUGGUACUUCUCAUUCAUAUGACAAGAUUGCCAAACAGUAGCUUGAACUGUCUUUACUAAUGGGUUUAGAUCCGCUGUUGUUGGAUUAAGAUCAUUUCAAUCCAUCCUUGGUAAUUGGCACAUAUCCUAAUGUCUCACUCCUUGAAAAUUCAGCUCUUUGGGUAAGUACAAGAGGUGUGGUGAUGUAUAGAUGACAGCAUGCUCCAAAUGUAAAGGGGCUGGGUUAAUCAGAGCACAGGAUUCAUUCAGUUUUAACCCCAUGGAGGACUUAAGUCAAUACUUUGGGUUGUUGUAUCAAAGGUUAAUUUUGCACCAUGUACAAAGUACCAAGCUAAAGGUCACUUCCCCUGUCCUGAUUGCUGUAAAACAUUCAAAGGUUGAUUUUCUUUGGUCUUCAUAAACCAGAUAUGACGAGCACAGUUGAACAUGGAUAUUUGUAAGGGUGUUUUCUUUUAUCUAUUGCAAUUGUUUAAUAGCAAAAGGAGUAAAUCAGGAUUUCUACUCUCUGAGCUGCUGGAAAUCUGCUCCUAAAUCCAUCUUGUGGGCCCACUGUGCUGAUGUGGCAGCUGCAUAUCCCAUGUGGCUAAUGACAAGCAACAAGACAUUACCAAGGGGAAUGGACAGGGCACCUUAUAUCCCCUUCUUCUGCAUGUUAGGACUUAGGAGCAAUCAAAGCCAUCACAUAGCCACAUUUGACUAAGUUCACCAAGGUCUACCAUGCUUCCGUAUUGAGUGGGUUCCUAUUUGUACCACUAUGUGAGACCAAAGAGUAUAAAGUUGCUGUCCAGAUGUUGCAAUCUGUUGGUGUGUGUGCUUGAUUGAAAUCACGCCCUGCAAAGUUUGCUGUCCUGAUGUUGCAAUCUGUUGGUGUGCUUGAUUGAAAUCAGGCACUGCAAAGUUACUCACUGCUUUUAAAGGAGUGAAAAUGAUGGAAAUAAUUCAGCAUUCGUUGUUUGAUUGUGAUAUCUAUGUCCUCCACUUCAGUAGUGGACCUUUUUCUUGAUGAGAUGAUAUGAUAUUCUGUUUCACUCUCUGGGACCAAAUGACUUAUCCAGUAAAAAAGUUUCAAAUUU